Cherax quadricarinatus is the source of this 852-nucleotide messenger RNA. The record is from RefSeq and is a predicted model, not a curated record. Lineage: Eukaryota; Metazoa; Arthropoda; Malacostraca; Decapoda; Parastacidae.
ACCACACAACAGAAAUAAACCAACUAAGUACACACAUGCAUGGCUAUCCUCCUCAAUUAAUAAUCUCACUCCCCUCAUGAAAAUUUCCUUAGUGCCAUUGAGGGGCUCUUGAUCGAAGGGGUUGGACCUGACCACUUCCCUGACUUAAACCUACUUACCUCCCAGUCUCCAGGCACGGACACAGGGAUGGGAAAUUCUGUGUCAGCCGCCCACAGUACAGCAACGUCUCUUACUAGCCUAGCAGUUGAUGGUGGUGGUAAAAUGACAUUAAGUGCUUCAGAACUGCCUCCAAAUCACCCCACCUUUGAUAAGCAAAGCCGAGAAUCCUCUCCAGAAGGAUGCCCUACGCAUUCAUACGCUCAAAGUGCCCCUCCAGCAGAGUGUCCCAUGCAUAACAAAGUUUCUGAGGUCCCAGAAGGAAGUUGUGAUGCAGUCACUAGCAUUAUAUCCCCUGCUUCACAUGCACAGUAUGCCCCUCCUGAAGCAGUUAUACCUUCAGAGUGCCCUAUGCAUCAGUCAAACAAAGAACAACCAUCAGAGGCAUUCCCUUCUGAAUGUCCGAUGAGCAUGAGUGAAAAUGCAAAGUGGCCUUCACACCAAGAAGGUGUACACUAUGGAAAAGAAUAUGCUGGGAAGUUUGUUGGUAUCAAUCCACUCAACUUGGAAGGCUAUCCUAAUCAGAAGCCUUCUCCAGACCAGCCAUUUGAACUACCUACUGAUAGACAGGUAAGGCUUGGUUUUUUCAAAGUUUAAAGUUCAUGUGCAGUACAGCAUUUAAUUUUAGUCAUCAUAUGAGAUAUAAUUACAGUAUUUUAUUAGCUCAAAUGAUGCUCAACAAUUCUAGAAUGACAU